Molecule: messenger RNA, 373 nt
Organism: Prorocentrum cordatum
Lineage: Eukaryota; Dinophyceae; Prorocentrales; Prorocentraceae
Source: the annotation of a GenBank genome assembly
AUGGAGUGGCAGUUCGUCGCCGCGGACGAGGCCAAGGAGUUUCGCGCGGCAUCUCUUCGCCGCCAGCUUGCAGCAGCUGAUCCAGAGCACGCACAGAUGGCAAAGGAGCGCGAGCAGGCGGCCAAGGAGCGUGACCUCCGCGCUCAGGGGCAAGCCCUUGCAGCCGCCCUCCAGUCUUCUUCCGCGGAGCACCUCAAGGGCUUGCAGACGGUCAAAUCGUCGGACAGCAAAGAAGUACUGAUCAAGGCCGUGCUGAAGUCUAUCAAGAAAAAGAACAUCGUCGGGAGUGUGAACAAGGUGUUCAAGAGUGCUAGUGUCAAAGUGCCAGACGAGCCGCAGAGCAAAGCAGACAUGUUCCUAUCGACCAUCAAAG